Aquila chrysaetos chrysaetos is the source of this 8765-nucleotide messenger RNA. RefSeq names its product peroxisomal biogenesis factor 1 (gene PEX1). Gene Ontology annotation, cellular component: peroxisomal membrane; peroxisome; cytosol. The coding region runs from base 139 to 4023 and encodes 1294 amino acids. Gene Ontology annotation, biological process: protein import into peroxisome matrix. NCBI's taxonomy places the organism in Eukaryota, Metazoa, Chordata, Aves, Accipitriformes, Accipitridae. Gene Ontology annotation, molecular function: ATP hydrolysis activity; ATP binding. The record is from RefSeq and is a predicted model, not a curated record. The transcript is spliced from 24 exons.
CGUCUCGGGGGCGGCAGGGGGGAUUUGGGGAAGGCCUGGCCCGCUCGCCCGCCUCUAAGUGGGCAGCUCCCUGCUAGGGCGGAGCGGGCGCGCAGCGGCGGCGGCGGGCUGCGGGGGCCCGGCCGGCCGUCGGCCGGCAUGUGGGGCAGCGGCAAUCCCGGCGGAGGCGGAGCUGGAGCUGCCGCGGUGACGGUCGUCCUGAGCGGGACCCGGGACUGCUUCCUGCACUUGCCUCCCGAGCUGGCCUCUCACCUCCGCCUGCAGCAGGGCCAAGCUGUGAAAGUAUCCUGUGGUCAUCAGCCUGUAUUUUUGAGCUGGAUGGAAAUCAGGCAUCGAGGUCACCAGGGUGAAAAUAUUGCAGAGAUUAACAGACAGUUGGCAGAAAAACUUGGCAUUACAGAUGGAGAACAGGUAUUUCUUGAACCCUGCUCCCACGUCUCCUCCUGUCAGCAAGUAGAAGUGGAACCACUCUCAGCAGAUGAUUGGGAAAUUCUGGAACUGCAUGCUUCCUCUCUUGAAAAACGUCUUCUUGACCAGAUUCGAAUAGUAUUUCCAAAAGCCAUCUUUCCUGUAUGGGUUGAACAGCACACUCACGUUUACAUCAAAAUCGGUACACUUAUGCCAGCAGCCUCCUAUGGGAGAUUAGAACCGUGCACGGAGCUUCUGAUACGUCCCAAAACACGUGAACUUGAGGAAGAUAUCACCAGCACACCUUCCACAAAAAGUGACAUCUUGCUUAAAAGUUUUGUGAAAAAUAACAUGGAGCAAGAAGAAACAGUAAAGGAUCCUUUUGCCAAACAACCUUACUUAAAGCCAGGAGUCCUUGAACAGAGUAAGGCUGAUGCAAACAUGACGUUUGGCUCAAAUGUUCUCCCAAAUAUGUGGAAUUUCAUAGGGAGCAUUUUCUCUCAUACAUCUGAGCAGAAACAAAAGACUUUGUGUGAUAAAGAUGAAAUGAGCACCUUCAAAGACAAGCUGAUGAACUUAAUUCACAUGGAUUCCAUUUUUAGAGUAUGUCAGUCCCAGCCUCCCAGCGUACAGAAUGCAUCUGCCACUUAUGCAUUUCUGAAAUGCAAUGCUAUUCAUGUUUUUCCAUGGAAUUUAGAAUUUAUUGAUUUGGAUCCAAAUCCUGUAGUAACUUUCGGGAAAAUUAAUGAGCUGCUUUCCCCAAGACAGCGUCAUCAAGAAGCAAAGCAAAAUCUGCCAUUUGAAAAGCAAAAGCAUUUGACUAGUACGCAAGAUAAAAAUAAUUCUAAUUCUGAUAGCAGUCAAGCAUCCAGUGAGGGAUCUGUUGUUCAAAUCGUUUGGAAUGGAUUUGAAGACCUAAAGAGUGUCAUAGAGUAUGGCCACAGUGGGGAACCCCUACAUGUUGGAAGAGUUUGGAUUCCAGAUGGUCUGAGAAAAAAACUGCGUAUCGAAAUACACUCGACAGUCCGAAUUAAGUCAGUUGAAUCUAUUCCUAAAAUUCCUGUAUCUCUUAUACUCCAACCCAAACAGAACUUACAUAAAGAUACACAUGAAGAUGAUGUUAAAUCUGCUUUCAGUUCUUGGUUGCAGAAUUCCACUACUGAUGAUCACCCAUGGAUAAUGACAAGCAGAGACUGUAUACAUCUGUCUGUUAAAGAAGGAAUGGAGGAGUUUGUCCUUAGUGUAGUGCAUCCUGCACACAUUGAAGAAAAUAAGUCUGAGAAUAUUUUUAUACUGAGUCCCAGUUUGCUGCAAAAGACUAACAUACAAGUUCUUUUACAUCCUCUAACUAGAAAAACUGAUGGUGACAGCCAGCCACCUAUGUGUGAUACAGACAGGAACCUUCCUUACCACAAACUAAAUGAUUUAGGAGGAGUGGACAAAGUAGGAACAUCUUCCUUUGAACACAUAAGCCACAGUCUUCUGGGGCGUCCUUUAUCUCAAAAGCUUGCUGCUAUUUCUGUGGGACUGCGAAGUGGAGGGGUGCUUCUCACAGGAGGAAAGGGAAGUGGAAAGUCAACAUUAGCAAAGGCCAUCUGCAAAGAAGCAUUUGAUAGACUGGAUGCUCAUGUAGAAGUAAUUGAUUGUAAAGCUUUAAGAGGAAAAAGAUUAGUAAACGUAAGGAAAAUUGUGGAAGAAGCUUUUUUAGAGGCAGCAUGGAGACAACCAUCCAUUCUUUUGAUGGAUGAUCUUGAUCACAUUGUUGGAGUACCUUCUACACCAGAACAUGAGAACAGUCCUGAAACCGUUCAAAGCAAUAGACUUGCUUAUGUUUUGAAAGAUCUGAUAAAAGAAAUUAUUUCCAUGGGGAGUUUGAUUGCAUUAAUUGCCACAAGUCAGUCUGAACAUUCCCUACAUCCUUCCCUGGUUUCAGCUCAAGGAACUCACAUAUUUCAGUGCUUCAAAUGUAUCCGAUCUCCAGAUCAGAAGCAAAGGUGUGAAAUGCUGUAUUCCAUAAUAAAAAAGAAACUGAAUUCUGAUAUAAAGAAGUUCUCUGAUCUUGACCUCCAGUGUAUUGCAAAGGAAACAGAAGGUUUUGUUGCUAGAGAUUUUACUAUGCUGGUUGAUCGUGCCAUUCAUGCCUGUGUUUCCAACCAGAAUGCAUUUCAAAAUGGUGAAUUGAAUCUGUCAACUAUGGAUUUUCAGAAAGCUCUAAAAGAUUUUACUCCAUUAGCUCUGAGAAAUGUCAACCUUCAUAAACCUAAAGACAUUGGCUGGGACAGGAUUGGUGGCUUAAAAGAUGUGAAGCAAAUACUCAUGGAUACCAUCAUGUUACCUGCAAAGUAUCCAGAAUUAUUUGCAAACCUGCCUGUACGACAGAGAUCAGGAGUCUUGCUGUAUGGAGCACCUGGAACAGGAAAAACACUGUUAGCAGGAGUAGUUGCUCGAGAGAGUGGAAUGAAUUUCAUUAGCAUCAAGGGACCAGAGCUGCUCAGCAAAUACAUUGGAGCAAGUGAGCAAGCAGUUCGAGAUAUCUUUAACAGAGCUCAGGCAGCUAAGCCUUGUAUCGUUUUCUUCGAUGAGUUUGAUUCUAUUGCUCCUCGCCGAGGUCACGACAACACAGGAGUUACCGACCGAGUGGUUAACCAACUGUUGACUCAGUUAGAUGGUGUGGAAGGCUUACAAGGGGUUUAUGUGCUGGCUGCUACUAGUCGCCCAGACUUGAUUGAUCCUGCUUUGUUAAGGCCAGGUCGACUGGAUAAGUGCCUGUACUGUCCACCUCCUGAUCAGAAUUCACGCUAUGAAAUCUUAAAUGCUCUCAGUCAUUCCCUGUCCUUGGCAAACGAUGUGGACUUUCAGGAUUUGGCAGCAAAAACAGAACGGUUCACAGGGGCUGACCUAAAAGCUUUAUUGUACAAUGCCCAAUUAGAGGCAAUCCAUACUAAUUUAGGUUCAGGUUUAACACAGGAUUUUGGUUCUAGUUCUGAUAGUGACUUCAGUCUCUCUUCCAUGGUUUUUCUAAACCACAGCAGUGGCUCAGAUGAUUCAGCAACAGAUGGAGAAGCAGGGCUAGAGCAAUCUCUUAUUUCUUUAGAGAUGUCUGACUUGCUUCCUGAAGAUCCAAGAUCCAACAUGUAUCGUCUUUAUUUUGGAAGCUCUUAUGAAUCAGAGCUGGGAAAUGGAACUCCUUCAGAACUGAGCUCUUUGUGUUUGUCUGGACCAAACUCCGUAACUCACGAUUUUACCAGUGUGACUCAGAGAGACACAGCAUCAUCACAACCUUCAAUGCUUAGAACAGCUUCUCAAGAAGACUCCCUGGAAAAUAACCAGGAGCAGCAAAUAGAGCACCUGAGGACAGAAAUCAAUGCUGUUAAAGCUAAUUACAGAAGCAAGAAUGGAGAGGACAGCACCCUUAAUCAGUCAGUGCUUGCCAAGAACGCUUUCAUUAUUACCCAGUCCCAUCUGAUGACUGCACUUGAGGGUAUAAGACCAUCCAUUAGCCAAGAUGACUGGAAGAAUUUUACUGAACUGUAUGAUAAUUUUCAGAAUCCCAAGAAGAGAAGAGGACAAGUUGGCUCAACAUUCAGACCAGGACAAAAAAUCACUUUAGCAUAGUGACUUGUUUUUGCUUGUAAUUGCUAAACUGUAACUGGAAAUGACAAAUGUGAUUAAAUCAGAUUAUUUAUAUUCAUAUGGAUUUAUUAAUGCGGCAGUUGAAGAUAAGUUUCUUUUAAACUUACAUACUGUAAAAUUAUGUCACAUUUUAUUUUGAAGAAAAUCAUCUUCCUUCAGAUUGAUAUUAAAUUUUUGAGAGAACAUUGGUUACGUUCUGUCCAGUUGUUUAUCACAUAAAAUUUUAAAUUUUGCUUUUUUUAGCAAUAUAGUUGCCAAAGCCUAACAGUGAUUUCCUGUCCCUGUUUAUCUCCUCACAACAAAUAGAUUCUGUUUGAAUAAACUGUAAUAUCUAAUGGUGGAAAUAUUUUUAAAAAAUUCUAUAAAGCCAUUCUCUAAUGGCCUUUGGAGGGCUUAGGGAAGGGUGGUACUUCAUAUGUUUAUUGGUAGGCAACUAGACCAAUACUUCCAGAAUAACUAUAGCAAAAAAAAAAUUAAGACAAACCAAGAUAAUUGUAUCUUGUUUUCUGCCACUGUUUAUUAUUCAGAAGAAUAUCAAGUUGCAUUUCACAACAACUGUAUCUUCUUAUCACCAUCUUUUCUUCUUGGAGACUGUUCAAAAACGUCUCUGAUGUUUGGAAGCUUUCUAAUGUACAUCCUGAAGCUAUUCACAACUACUGUCUUACAUGAAGAUUAUUAAAGAGUUGUCUUCCUUGGCUGAUACAUAGAUAAGCAGGUCUUAACAGAAGGGGAAGGAAGGAAGGAAGGGGCAGGAAGGGAAGAAAACUAGAGAUGUUUCCCACAAGUCUAUACCACCCUUUCACAACAUUUUACCAAUACUGGGAGGUUCUGCUUGGUUGGUUUUUCACCGAUCUUCCUUCCCUACUAUUUACCUUCCUGAGCUAAUUAGAAAACAUUGUGCCUUUUUUUUUUUUUUUUUUUUUUUUUUGGUGGUGGUGGUCUUUCAUAGCUGUUACAUGCCUUUUCACACCUGUAUUGCUUUGAGCCAUUGAGCAUUAUUACCCUUUCUGUGAUCAGAUAGUAUGUCCAGGCUUCCUCUGAUCACUUCUUCAGGUACAUUAGUAGUAGCAGCCUUCCUCAAGCUUCUCCUAAAUGUUUGAUUAUAUGGUCCCACUACCUGUUCCAAUUUGUUAUUUCAUUCAUUGAAAUGUAUCAUGCUAUGUCAGUAAUUAGAAGAACACGUCAUAUUGACCAUAUAUGAUAAUUCUGUUCACUGCUGUCUAUUUGUAGUUCCUAUUCCCAGUGCCAGCAAAUAACCCAAAGAAUGUAUUAUUUGUAUGUUUGUUCUUGCAGCCUGGUACAGGUGAAGCCUGUAUACACUACAAGCCUUGAUACACUACAGGUCUUAGCUUGUAGCAGUUAAGAUCCCUGAUUUUCUCAUUUAUGCUGAGCUAUUGCUUUUUACUUAUGCUUAAGUCUUGCUUCAGUAGGUUUUGAAACUGAAAAUCCUUAUUGCAUUACUGCAAAGCUCUACUAUUGUCAAUAUCACUAUGUCAUUAACAUCAUGCUUAUUUUUUACAAGUGGAUAUAUGUUUAUUUAGCAUUAGAGCCAUAUCCUAGAUUACCUCUAACCUUGAGUUCAUCUUUCUUAUAUAAUAGUGUCAUUUCUUUCCUUGUUCACCUUGUUUUAAAUGGCUGUAGAGGUGAAUAUGAAUAGGGGUUGAACAGAUAAGCAAUUUGCUGCAAAGGAGCAAGUUAUUCCCUGUCAGAUGCUCCAUGGUAACUCACAUUUACACUGUGGUAUAUGUAAGGUUCUUUGAGUAAUUUAUCUUUUAACAGAAGAGGGCCAAAAACCAUAGAUAUUAAUGAAAUGCAGCAGCUGGCAAGCUGUAACUAGUUACUCUGCUUUGUUUAUGUGUCAAAACUCAAAAACUUCAUGGGUUUGGGGUUGUUUUUAUUUCCUUUUCCAGGUCCAGUAGUUCAUUUUGGGCAUUUCUAGCCUUCAGGAUGUAGUUUUUUUGUUUAUCAGUUUCUUGUCAUCUUUUUUCCUACGAUUAUUCAUCCAGUGACAUUUUGAGCUCAUUCAAAAUAUUUUUUUUCUCUUCCUUGAGCUUCAAAUUCCAAACAGUUUUCAUCUCUAAUCUAAGGAAAUGUUAUAUUAUCUUCUAUUCAAAUACUUGCAUUUGAAACUUCAGCCCAGUUAAUUUCAUUGAUUAGUUCCUGUAGUUUCUCAGAUAGCUCUGGGAGCUUUUCACUUAUUCUUCUACCUACUGACUUUAAUGAUUUUUCAGUCAAAGGUUCUUUUCUACAACUAGUGCUUCUAUGAGAAGGUGGUCUUCUAGCUCUUUCCUUGCCAAAAUUGUUUAAAGUACAUUGCAGUUUAUUACAUCUUUUAUGUUUGGUAAAGAAAUCAACUAUUACAAAAGCAUCCAGAUUAGCCCAAAUUAGUAGUAGUGUCUGUUCUUUAACUUAUGUCUAGAUAAUGGAUGUACCAGAUUCAUUAAAAAUUGAAAUGAUUUAACCUUCCAAGUAAUGAUAAUCUCAUAAUGCACUGAUACUUAAAUCUGAAAGGACCAGUCAGAGGCCAAUCAUGAUUGUAACAAAGACAGUACAAUAAUCUAUGGAAUUAUCUUCACACUUGGAAUCAUUUAAUUAGAAUACUAUACUUCAGUGCCAAGUAUUAUAUUGUAAAGUUAAAAAGGAAAGUAUGCUUGCUGUAUGUUGAGCUCCUAUCAGUCCCCAACCAAAAUUAGAUACUAUACUGUCACGGAAAACAUUGUUAAAACCCAGGAAGCCUAGGUUCCAAAUCUGCACUCUUCCUUUCUACGUGCAAGGAAUUUCACCAGUGAACUAGCCCAGGUGUGUUAGUUCAUACAUCCCCCUACAUACACAACUUGGACUGAUGCUGUGGGUAACAUCAUUUGAUCCAAGAAAGUAGGUCACUAUUAAUAACUAGUUGCUGUUAGGUGAUCUUUGGUUAUAUUCUGAAUUAUAUUAACAUCUCAUCUUAAAAGACAGUAGACUAUCUAAAUGAAGCCUAGCUAAGAUCUGUUAUACAGGCACCAAGUCCAACAUACAGGGAGCAUAAAGCCUAUAGCUAAAUGGAGGAUAAUCCCUUCUAUUCAAGCGUUGUGCAAGAAACGUCAGCUGGCCUGUGGAGGCUCUUUCACAAGACCCGGUAUUAAGGAGCACACAAAGAGUGAAAAGGAACCAAUAACAAAGUUUGUUUCACGUUCUGUAGGGCAGCCGGGAUUUAGCCGCAACGGCUCAUGAAGAUACCACAGGCAGCCAAUGUCAUGUUUGAGCCUUUUGACCUGUCUUUUCCAGUCUCCUCCAUUAAGUCAAGAACCAAGUAAACUCUGUGUGAAGCAACAACCUAAAGACGGACAAAUUCUGUGCCUCCCAACUAGCUCAUCUGUCAUUCCUACCUCCCGUAAGUGCUACUGAUGUCAGUUUUUCAGGGUAUAUAUUACAGCCCGUAUAAAAGGUUGAUAACCCGGGGUAGCUUUUUCCUUUCACUCCUGUUGUCACCAACAUUGUCAGCUGUCACUGACCUUUUCUCAAUUGCCAACCAGCCUUUCCCCGUAGUCGAGGGACUUCUGAAGAAACAAGUGUUAAAUAUAGAUGUAAACACUUACCCUGUUUCUAACAUGCAAGGGAUUAUUUCACUUUGUUAACAGGAAUUCAGUUUCCACUACUAUCCCAUAAUUUUUCUUAAAAAGUGUUCAGGCAGCUUUUACUCUAAAAAUUAUUUACAUUGAAGCUGUCUUCUUGCAGCUGUGUAGCCAAUAAAUUUUUCAAAUACUGCCUUGGGAAAAAUGUACCUGUUUUGAAGUAAUCCACAAUUCUGGAUUAAGUCUGUUGAUGACUGGAAAAAGUUUCUGGGAAAAAAAAGAGAUAGUGGGUCAAUUCUGCUAAAUGCUGAUUUAAUCAGUGCAAUUAAAUUUACUGAAAGGCUCAUGUGUCUGAAUGUUGAGGGAAUUUGGUAAUUCCUGAUAAUCAAAAUCUGCCAGAUUUGCUUUUCCAAGAAUUGGGGACAUUGAAUACCACCCAAUGUGUUAGGCCCUUUUACUGUUAAUGCUAUUCUGCCAUAAAUCAUAUUUAUUGUUUGUCUGAGAAACAGAAUUUCUGUUGUACAGUAAAAAGUUCACAAGGUAUUUAUUGUAUAACUUCUACUUCUUAAGGAAUCAAACUUUGUUCCAUUUCCAAAGAGAAAAAAUGGAAAAGGUUUCCUAGCCCAUUUGAAAUUAAAGAUAAGCGACGUCUGCCGAGGCUUAGAUUACAUUAGCCUUAUGUUUCAUAAUAGAUGUCACCAGCUAGGACUCUGCUUGACAAUAUUUUAAGCACAACAGUUAGCAGCCUGGUUAAAACACACAAAUUUCAUUAUUUACACUAGGUUUGAAAAGUAGUUUGGCUUUUAGUUCACCCAAACAAGUCUAAAUUUUGUGUGGACCAAUCUGUAUUAAAUGUCAUACAGGGAGUUUCUCCCUCCUUCUCUUCUGGUGUUAAGGAAGCAAAGUAAAUUUCUCCAGCCCAAAAGCAAACAAAUGUUUUAUAAUUUCAAAACAAAAGCAUUGUAUGAAUUUAAUUUUUUCACAGGAUAUUUUCCUCAAAUUAACUGGGGAGUGGGGGGGUGUAUACAUCUAUAUAUAAAUAUGAAACGAUAUAUAGUUGGCUUGUUUAAUAUUAUGAAUCUAAUUUAUCAUUUUACUUGUUGCCUAAUUUAUUUUGUAACUCCUAGUUAUUAUGAAAAUGGUAAAAUACAUACAUGCUGUAUUAUUGCA